AUGGCUAUACUCCCCUCGAAAGAACGAAUUUGGAAGCUGCAAAUUACCAAUAGCGCUCUGGGAGACUUUCCCUGGGAUAUCCUUCCUCAGUUCAGCAAUCUCACCCAUCUAUUCCUCUAUGGCAACCCUUUGACCACUCUGCCUCGGCUCGACAGCGCUAGUCUGAAGCAACUCAUCCUUUUCCAGGAUGAAAUAGCGACCAUUGAGAGUGUUUCAUCACUCCCAAAUCUGGAAGUCCUCCAUAUGGCUUCCAAUCCUCUCUCGGAGAUCCCGAUUGGAUUCUUCAGCGUUUUGGGGAACCUGGACAUGUUCUUCUGUCAGAGCUGCUCCCUCGGACCGACCCUGGCGACUGGCAUUUUAACAUUCGGUUUCGGGCCUGAAACGACGAUACACCUACAAAACAAUGAAUUGACCGAAUUGACGGAAGAGGUUUUUCGCCCGAUGGUGCAGAUCCUCUCGCAGGGAAGUGGGACGAUCCAAUUGUCCGAUAAUCCCGUGGACUGUGGAUGCAGUAUUGCCUGGUGGGUGCUGAACCCGCAAUUCCACUGGACCGUGCAAGGUCAAUGUGCCGACGGGAACUUUUUUCAAAGCCUGAAUACGGAUGACUAUCAAGACUGCAUACGAGAUGGGCAAAUACAUUCGGCUUGAUGUCAUAUGAAGACCGUUUACUUCAAGAAAUGAAAAACAAUUCAAUCUGA
Molecule: messenger RNA, 698 nt
Organism: Darwinula stevensoni
Lineage: Eukaryota; Metazoa; Arthropoda; Ostracoda; Podocopida; Darwinulidae
Source: the annotation of a GenBank genome assembly